Messenger RNA from Dunckerocampus dactyliophorus (ringed pipefish), 872 nucleotides. It is a transcript of the gene mrps18a, whose product is annotated as mitochondrial ribosomal protein S18A. Gene Ontology annotation, cellular component: ribosome; mitochondrial small ribosomal subunit. Gene Ontology annotation, molecular function: small ribosomal subunit rRNA binding; structural constituent of ribosome. The transcript is spliced from 6 exons. Lineage: Eukaryota; Metazoa; Chordata; Actinopteri; Syngnathiformes; Syngnathidae. The record is from RefSeq and is a predicted model, not a curated record. Gene Ontology annotation, biological process: mitochondrial translation. The coding region runs from base 20 to 640 and encodes 206 amino acids.
ACAAGGUCAGGAAUCAAACAUGGCGGCGUCCGUUGUGUUGAAGUCCGUGUGGAACUCAUUUGCGGCGUUAAACUGCGGUAUUAACGGGAACUUAAGUGUUCUACAAAGGAUAACGAUACCGCAGUUAUCGUCUUUAGUGACCCAUAGGAGAGGAAUACGCCAAGUGGUGGAAAAACGAGAGAACAAGACAGUAACUAUUGAAGGGAAAAUCCUGGCUCUUCCAGCUGCACCGCAACCUCCAAACCCCACAGCCAAGUGUCCUAUCUAUAGAUGGAACCUGCAGAACAAAUACAACUACACGGAUGUGCUGCUGCUCAGUCAGUUCAUCAGGUCAGAUGGAGGGAUGCUGCCCAAAAGAAUCACUGGCUUGUGUCCACAGGAGCAUCGCAAGAUCGUCGAAUGUGUGAAGAUGGCUCACAGAGCAGGUCUGCUUCCUGACCACAGGCCCAAACUUCCAGAAGGCCACGUCCCAAAGCCUAAGCCACAACUCAACAGAUACCUGACCCGCUGGUCCAUUAAGUCUGUCAAGCCCAUCUAUAAACGCGGACCGAAGUGGUGCAAGAACCGCAUGUGCGUUGGAAGCCCGCUGCUCCGGGACAAUGUGCGUUACGGUCCCAGGCCCCUUUACAUAAAACACUGAAGGAUACGAAGCCUGCACUUGCAAAAUAAGUCUAUUGUACUCUAUGUGUAGUGAUAUUUUUGUUUAUAAAGAUGCGACACCAACCCGGACUACAUCAAUGUUGUUUAUUGCCAAAAAGCCCCUAGAGAGAACUAAAAGUGAUACUAUUCAGAUUUUUUUUUCUGCAUGCGUGCAAACUGAAUGAAACAAAAAGGUUUAUCCCUUUAAAAUAAACUUCUUUUUAAAGCAUGAA